Dendroctonus ponderosae (mountain pine beetle) is the source of this 1669-nucleotide messenger RNA. Its product is annotated as ATP-binding cassette sub-family C member 4. Gene Ontology annotation, cellular component: membrane. Gene Ontology annotation, biological process: transmembrane transport. Gene Ontology annotation, molecular function: ATP hydrolysis activity; ATP binding; ABC-type transporter activity. The record is from RefSeq and is a predicted model, not a curated record. NCBI's taxonomy places the organism in Eukaryota, Metazoa, Arthropoda, Insecta, Coleoptera, Curculionidae.
GGAAAAAUAGAGAAAACCGGAACCUUUGAAGAAUUAGAAAAGGACAUUUCGGAGAUUUCCAAAGAAGUGCAACAGCAGUCCAAAGACGAGGCCAAAGAGGAGGAAGCCAUUAAAAUCCCCAGUAAACGAGAGCGACUGCAAUCAAUUUCCUCUGUGAUUAGCAUGGUGGGGACCGAGCCAGAUGAAUCGCAAGAGUUAAUCGAAAAGGGGUCAAUCCCCUCUUCAACCUAUAUAGAAUAUUACAAAGCGGGGGCUUCAGCCUUCCUCCUAGUCGGUUUAGCGGUUUUGCUCAUAAUUUCCCAAGCCAUGUGCAAUGUGUCGGAUUUGUGGGUCACUUAUUGGACGAACAAGGAAGAGCUGAGAUACGCGCAGAAUCAAGCAAGGAACUCUUCAAACAUCGUCGAUUCUUCAAAGGAAACGAACGCGAGCACAACUAUCUUACCCCCAGCAGGGACUAGUGGGAAUCUGAGUAUUGCCGCAACCCCUGAGGGAGCUGAGUUGCUUUCCAUGAACAGCUACAUCCUAAUCUACACGGUGCUAAUUCUGGUGGCAGUUGUGCUUACCAGCGCCCGCUCGAUAGCGUUUUACAAGGUGUGCAUGAACGCCUCAAAAAACCUGCACAAGAAAAUGUUUGCCAGCGUCCUCAAAGCGCCGAUGUCCUUUUUCGACGCCAAUCCUUCCGGAAGAAUCCUCAACAGAUUCUCCAAAGAUAUGGGAGCUGUAGACGAGCUCUUACCGCGAGUGACUUUGGACGCUUUGCAGAUUUUCUUGGUCAUGUCGGGUAUUUUGGCCAUGGUCUUCAUCGUCAGCACCUGGAUGAUCAUCCCGGCGAUUGUGUUGGGGUAUUUGUUCCUCUGGUCUCGUAAGGUCUACCUAUCUUCCGCACAGGACAUCAAAAGGCUCGAAGGAACCACCAGGGCGCCAGUUUUUUCCCAUGUUACUGCCAGUCUUUAUGGGUUGUCCAGCAUCAGAGCGUUCCGAGCUCAGGGAAUGGUUGCCCAAGAAUUCGAUACGUUGCAGGACCAACAUACUUCUACGUGGUGCUUGCUGCUGCAGACCAGCGAGGCUCUGGGCUUCUACCUGGAUGUGAUCAGUACGGUUUUUCUUGGUCUGGUGACUUUCCAGUUCCUGAUUUUCCAAAGCGAGGACACCGUCAGUGGAAAUGUGGGGCUUGUGAUUGCGCAGAGCUUGAUUUUAACUGGCAUGCUCCAAUUCGGCAUCAGACAAUCGGCCGAAGUCUCCUCCAAACCACCAUCCGGCAGGCCUUCAAGGAUUGCACAGUUAUAACGAUAGCGCAUCGCAUUAACACGAUAAUCGACUGCGAUCGGGUUCUGGUGAUGGAUCAUGGCCAAGCGGUGGAAUUUGCGGCGCCCCACGAGCUGCUGGAGCAGAAAGAUGGGCAUUUUGCCCAAAUGGUUGAACAAACCGGGCCGACCAUGUCGUCCAAGCUACGCAAACAGGCCAAAGAUAGCUACAAUCAGAAGAGGGCCGUGGAGAAUCAAAAGAGCGAAUAACUGACUUAAUGGAAAAUAAUUAACGCUGCAUGGGGAACAUUCCCAGACAAUAACACCGACUGACUAUUUACUUGAUCUUAAAUGCUUACUUACUGUUUUACGGAUACUUACAAGGAAUACUUAAUAUUUGUGAAUAAAAAGUUUGUUUUUCUAAA